UGUUUCCCUUCCUGCCCUUCCCUUACCUCUCGUUCUCCGCCUCCGGAGGAGACCAGCUCUGCGCCCGCCGGAGAAGUAGCAGCAGCUAGCCAAGCCCUCUCUCUCACCCCAGCAGCGGCCCUCUCAAACGGCACUCCCCCCCUUCUCUUCUCCCGCUUCAGGGCAAGCUGCGUUCCCCCGCCUGCCAAAACCCCGGGCCUGAUCCCAUGGCGUCGGAGAUCGAGGUGCUCGAGGACACCACCACCGCCACUACCACCGUCUCCGUCGCCGUGGAUUCGGCGGCGGUGGCGGAGAAAGGAGCGGUGCCUUCAAAGGAGGACGAGCCGCUGAAGGACGACGUGUACACGGCGGCGGCGUACGGCGAUCUGGAGAAGCUGCAGCGGUUGGUGGAAGCGGAGGGCCGGCCGGUCGCGGAGCCCGACGGGCUCGGCUACCACGCGCUCCAGUGGGCCGCCCUCAACAACCGCGUCGCGGCCGCGCAGUACAUCCUCGAGCAUGGUGCAGAUGUAAACGCUGUGGAUCACACUGGGCAGACAGCACUUCACUGGAGUUCUGUACGUGGCCAUAUACAAGUUGCUGAGCUGCUUCUGAAAGAAGGAGCUAAGGUGGAUGCUGCUGAUUUAUAUGGCUAUCAGUCCACACAUGUUGCAGCACAGUACGGUCAGACAUCAUUUAUUUAUCACGUUGUUGCAAAAUGGAAUGCCGACCCAGAUGUCCCUGACAACGAUGGAAGAAGCCCAUUGCACUGGGCUGCUUACAAGGGAUUUGCAGAUUCUAUACGUCUCCUUUUGUAUUUGGAUGCUUAUAGGGUGCGAGAGGAUAAGGAAGGUUGUACUCCUUUACAUUGGGCUGCUAUCCGGGGGAAUAUGGAGGCAUGCACUGUGCUUGUUCAGGCUGGCAAAAAGGAUGACUUGAUGGUGAAAGACAAAACUGGUUUAACUCCAGCACAACUUGCUGCUGAUAAAAAUCAUCGGCAAGUUGCAUUCUUUCUCGACAAUGCUAGAAGGGUACAUGACAGAGGAUGUAAUGGGAAUGCGACUUUUGCAAAGCUAUCAAAAUUAGGGCUUGCUCCUCUUCUUUGGUGUAUUGCUAUUGUCUUGCUUGCUACAUAUAUACACUCUGUUAUAGCAGGACAAUAUAUCAUGGACAUGACAGCACCAUUUGCGCUGUUUGCAUGGUCAGGAGUCUUCCUUGCAACAGCUGGGUUGAUCAUGUUCUAUAGAUGCAGCAGGAAAGAUCCUGGUUACAUCAGUGCGAAUAUAAGAGACUCACAGAAUCAAAGGGAUGAUGAACCUUUGCUGAAGAUGGAGUUAGAUAAUCCUGCACUUCUGACUGGUAACUGGUCACAGCUUUGUAUAACCUGCAAAAUUGUCAGACCUGUUCGUUCGAAACAUUGCUCAACAUGUGAUCGCUGUGUUGAGCAGUUCGACCAUCACUGCCCCUGGGUAUCUAAUUGCAUCGGCAAGAAGAACAAAUGGGAUUUCUUCAUGUUCAUCACCCUAGAAGUUUUUGCAAUGAUCAUUACUGGCUCUGCUGCCAUUAUAAGGACUGUAAGAGACCCAGCUUCUCCAGCAUCCUUUGGUGCUUGGCUUGGCUAUUCUGCUGUUCACCAUCCCGGGGCUGUUUCUUUUUUCUUCAUGGACCUUUUCCUAUUCUGUGGUGUUGCAGGCCUAACCGUAGUUCAAGCAUCGCAGAUAGCAAGGAACAUCACAACAAACGAGAUGGUAAAUUCCAUGAGAUACAGUUAUCUAAGAGGUCCAGGUGGCAGAUUCAGAAACCCAUUCGACCAUGGGGUGCGCAAGAACUGCGCAGACUUCUUGUUAAACGGAUACAAUGAGGAUGUUGAGCGGCUUGAGCAUACAUCACACACUGAUGAGGAAAUAGGAAUGAUACAGAUGACAAGCGCAGUCUCGCAGAAUGGCGAGGGCUCUUCCCAUCAUGGUAAUGGCACCGACCAUGCUUGUGUUGAUUCACAUGCUAGCUCAAAUUCUCACAGUCAAGUAAGUUCCUCUCAGUGUUGUGACCAUAGUAAGAAGAAUGAUCGGACACCAUUUGGCCUAGGGUUGGGCCUUGGACGAAACAGUGCUUCCCGACAGUAUGUACGGUCUCUUCUUCCAUUGUGAUUGUCACUUGGAGAUCGUGAGAGUUGCUGCUGUAGAUUGUAUGUGGACACUGCUCAGGCUCCAUUCUUUAGUUGCCUUUGCUGGUUUGUGUUAAUAUCAUUGAGCGCUAGCUGUGGACGAAUUGGAUCUGUUCAGUGCCAGUAAUUUUUGUGGGUACAUUGGAGAGGAAGGUCGCAAUGGGCUCACGAGUAUCCACUGAUCAUUAGGCAGCCCCUGCAAAAAUGUACACUGAUUUUUUCGCAUGGCGCAGGCAUGCAGCUACACUUCAAUACUGUUGUCAUACCAAUCAGGGUCGACUGGAGUAACAUCAGUUGUUGGGCAUCAUGCAGGCUUCGGAAAAUGUACCUGUAAUUUGUAAAAAAUCAGAGCUGUAAAUUGAUCAGUAGUAGCUUCACUAUGGUGGCAUAAGCUGCUCUUCUUGUUCAGUCUUUCCUUAUUCAUUUUACUUAGGAUAUUCUUACGACAUGACCUGAAAUAGGUUUUGCAGGUGUUGCUUUAUGGCAGCCCCCAGGUUGUUGUGUUUGCUGAUGUACUGGUGUUUGUCUGUCAGGAGUACAACCGUUUUAAGCGAUUGAAAAUUUUAUAUACUCUUCUUAAGGAUGUGUGUAUUUCAGAACAUAAUGGCUGUGUCAUACUGUAUAACGUAUUUGUGGAGUCA
Molecule: messenger RNA, 2781 nt
Organism: Brachypodium distachyon (stiff brome)
Lineage: Eukaryota; Viridiplantae; Streptophyta; Magnoliopsida; Poales; Poaceae
Product: protein S-acyltransferase 24
Exons: 13
Coding region: 207-2123 (638 amino acids)
Biological process (GO): protein palmitoylation
Cellular component (GO): Golgi membrane
Molecular function (GO): palmitoyltransferase activity; protein binding
Source: RefSeq, a predicted model, not a curated record